Molecule: messenger RNA, 2032 nt
Organism: Dimorphilus gyrociliatus
Lineage: Eukaryota; Metazoa; Annelida; Polychaeta; Dinophilidae
Source: the annotation of a GenBank genome assembly
CAAAAUCGCUUCCGCUUUGAGGAAUUUGAGUGAUAAUGUGUAGGUUUUAGAUAUGACAACGCUAAUAACGAUAAUAGUCAUUGCUGUUGGGGCUACACUUCGCUAUUCUUUAACUGAAACAAAAGUUUCUGAAUUUUUGAGUCAAUCGAACGAAGUUGUAACACCUUUAACGUCAUGGAAGCGCGUGACCGAAGGCUUGGCCCUAAAAGGCGCCAAUGUUGAACCUUAUUCAGGAGAUUUAUUACAUGAGUUAGAUCAACAAGCAAAAGAAGUAUCAACAUAUUCCCUUAAAUCAGAGGAGCUCUUUCUCAGAACAGACGACUUGAAGUUUACUAGUUAUUACGUAGCUUUAGCAUGGUCCUUUUCUCCAUGGGCAAUUGCAGCAUGUUCAGUAAAAUCGACAGCCGUUUUUACAAACAUGUUUAUAGCUUUAUGUUUACAUAGUAUAGUAACAGGUCGUUACACAAGAGCUUGUCUGGCAGUCAGCGUCUCAGCCUAUUUAUCCCUCUAUCCAAUUCUACUAGUUGUACCCAUAUUUGUUGCUUUAAUAAACAAAAAUGUGGAAGAGAAAAAAAAAACAAAAUCUACGAUAUCAGAAAGACAAAUAAUUAUGUAUAAUAUAAUUUAUGCAAUGAGCUUAACUUUAGGCUUCUUGAUAGCACUACUAUAUUUAUCUUUUAUGAUAAAUAAUUCUUGGGAUUUUAUUCAAGAAACAUAUGGAUUCACGCUUAUGGUUCCAGAUUAUACACCAAAUCUAGGUGUAUUUUGGUAUUUUUUUGCUGAAAUGUUUGAACAUUUUAGAUCAUUUUUUCUUGUUGUUUUUCAAAUGAACAUUUUCUUAUACGCAGUUCCAUUAGCUAUUCGAUUUAGAGAAGAGCCAAUGUUUCUUUCUUGUAUUCUUCUGAUAUUCAUUUCCGUAUUUAAAUCAUACCCUAGUUAUGCUGAUCUAUCGAUUUAUAUGGCUUUACUGCCCAUUUGGAAGCAUCUUUCUACGUGGAUAAGAAAUGGCUUAGUUGUUGGUGUUAUGCUUUUGGUGAGUUCAAUAUUGGCUCCAGUUCUCUCAUAUUUAUGGCUAUGGGCCGGAUCAGCUAACGCGAAUUUCUAUUUUGCAAUAAGUCUGGUUCAUGCUACAGCUCAAAUAUUUUUGGUCACUGAUAUAAUCUACGCUUUUCUACGACGAAAACACGCUUUAAAACAUGCAUCAACUUCUAAUAAUUCAAGUGGAGUUUUGGGAAAUCAAACUGAAAAAGUGACGUCGGGCUACGAAAUUUUGCAAGUAGACUUCGAAAAGAAACUGUUUAUUGUUUUCAUCUUUUGGCUUGGUUUUAACCUUAUCUUAAUAAGAGUGGCUUGGAGAAUUUACGGACCCCAAGUGGCCGAAUUCUUUUUAAAAGAUAGCGAAGAUUCUGGAGAAAUUCAUCCAAAAAAAUCUGCAAAACAUAGUGAAAGUGACGUGUUUUUGCAAUCUUCAAACAAUAGUAGAAAUAAACUGACCAAGUCUCAGUCGACUAAUGUGGCAGAGCUAGCAGCUGAAGCUGUUGUAGCUCGACUGUCCACAAAAAAAGUAGGAAAAAUUUCAGAGGCGAGCUAUAAAACUCCUCAAGAAGAGAUUCGUUCGGAAACUGCUGCUAUUCAAAGAGAAAACGUCGCUAUACUUAAUCAGAUAAGGCAGAAAGAUUUUAAGAAAUUGAACGUAGAUCGAAGGGCAAUAGAAGAAUGUCUUGUUGUUCAUACUGAACACUUAUCUUAUGAGGAAAGUAGACAAAGACUAAAAAAGUACAUACAUGGAAAUUUAGGAACAGAACUUGAAGAAUUAUUAGCAUUUAUAACUAAUUCCAAAAUUGAUUUUAAUAAAGUGAAAACAGACACUGAAAUUACAGCCAGUUUUUUCAGUACGUCUAGAGAAGAAAAACAAUGCAAAAUUAGGAUAAAUUACCAAGCUUUGCAAGAAAGAGUCAAUCCGAUGAAAGGAUAUUGUAAAUAUAUGCAGUUUAUACACCUUGAAAAGAAAGCUUUGAAUUACUCUACUUAA